AUGGCAAGAAUUAAAGAUCGUGAUAUAUUUGACAAAAAGUUCAGAAUUGUAGCAGGGAUCAUACUAGGACCUUCGAUUCUAGGUCAGAACACGAAGUACAUGGAAACAUUUUUUCCCGACUGGGGGAUGGGUUUGUUAGAUACAACUGCAAACUUUGGAGCUGCAUGCUAUAUUUUUAUUACAGCAAUCAAAUUAGAUCCAACUAUGUUACUAAGAGCUGGAAAAAUCUCUUGGAUUAUAAGUUUACCAAGCUUCACAAUUCCCUUUCUUUACUCAUUAAUUUCCGAUUUUUUGAUUCAAAAAAAAAUCCCUGGAUUCAUUUACAGAGAAGAAAAAGGAUUACUUAGAAUCAGUUACGGUCUAUCCAUCACCUUCUUCAUCUCCAUCGCGGAUGCCAUGGAAGAACGGAGCCUAAGAACUACAGAAUUAGGGCAAAUUUCUAUGUCUUCUGCUAUGAUUAUGGAAAUGUCCAGAUUAUGUAUACCUGAAGAAUCAUCAUUAGGUGGUGCAAUUAUAGAGAAAACUGAAGCUAUUGUGAUGAAUAUUUUCCAGCCUUUGUUCUUUGUGCUUAUUGGGUAUCAUACGGAUAUCAAAUUAUUAUCUAAUAUUGAUGGUUAUGGUUUAUUAAUAUUGUUCAUAUUUGGGUGUCAUUUAGCAAAAAUGAUUGCUACUGUUUCGGCUUCAUAUUUGGUUGGGGUCAAAUUGAGAAAUGCUCUUUUGCUUGGUUUCAUUAUGAAUUUCAAGGGUGUAAUUGACUUCUCAUUUUAUUCGAGAUGGCUUGCUUCUGGAAUUAUCGGAUUAAUUCGAGCAACCACUGCUUAUGUGGCCGCAUAUUGCCCAAUGGGCAAAGGUGGAUAUCCCGCAACUCGGCGGCCACAUAGACAAUUAUUUGCGGGAACUGAUUGGUUGGUAGACCAGAGAAUGUACACUAUAUUAGUGUUAUCCAAUUUUAUUCUUACUUCUGUGCAUAGCAAUAUACUAGACAUAUUCUACAAUCCUCAAACAAGACUUACAGAAUCUCCAUCUUCUCAAAAACGUUUCAGAAAUCUUCAAUCCGCCUCCGUUUCUAGACCGUUACGCCUUCUAACCUGCAUUCACUCCGAAGACAAUGUCCGAUGCAUCAUUUCCCUACUUGAAGCAUCGAAUCCGAAUGCAAUUAGUCCUAUUCACGCAUAUAUUGUUCAUACCAUUGAACUCGUGGGUGGUAUGGUUCCGAGAUUAACACCUUAUAACACUAAUUGGAGAAGAUAUCGAUCUUACACAAGCUCGAAUCAUAUAAUGCAAGCCUUCUCGAAUUACUCAAAAAAUUCUCGAGGUCCAGUCUCGAUUCGACCAUUCACAUUGGUUGCUCCGUACAAGACAAUGCAUAACAUUCUUUGCAAUCUUGGUGAGGAUAAAAAACUAAAUAUAAUUAUCGUUCCGUUUAUGUGCGAUGAUAUCGAAGCUAACAUAAUAGUGCCAUAUAGUCUAGUCCGCGAAUUUAAUACUCAACUUCAAGUGAAUUCUCCUUGUACCGUCGCGAUUUUAGUAGAUAGAGGAUUGAAUCGUCGACGGAUAAAUCUCGGAAAAUUUUCGUAUAAUGUACUCGUAAUUUUUAUCGGGGGUGAUGAUGAUCGUGAAGCGUUACAAGUAGCAACGCGAAUGUCGGGAAAUCCGGAUGUGAGCAUAACAUUGAUGAGAAUUUAUCUGAAAAAUGAGGAAAUUUAUGAAAUUGAGGAUAAAUUAGAUGAAUCAUUGAUCAAAGAGUUCAAAGAAAAAAAUGAGAAAAAUAAAAAUGUGGUCUUGAGAGAAGCUAUAGUAAGUAAUAGUACAGAUUUGAUAAAUUUGAUUGGAUCGUUGGAUGGAAAUUAUGAGAUAAUUAUAGUGGGGAAAAAGCAGAUUAAAUUAAAUUUAAUGAAAGAAAUGCAAGAUUGGAUUGAUUAUCCAGAAUUGGGGGUGAUUGGUGAUAUGAUUGCUUCUUCAAAUUCCCAUGAUUGUAAAAUGUCUGUUCUAGUGGUUCAACAUUCUCUCUUUUUUAUUUAG
Messenger RNA from Mercurialis annua (annual mercury), 2022 nucleotides. RefSeq names its product cation/H(+) antiporter 15-like. Gene Ontology annotation, biological process: regulation of pH; proton transmembrane transport. Lineage: Eukaryota; Viridiplantae; Streptophyta; Magnoliopsida; Malpighiales; Euphorbiaceae. The transcript has 5 exons. Bases 1 to 2022 code for a protein of 673 amino acids. The record is from RefSeq and is a predicted model, not a curated record. Gene Ontology annotation, cellular component: endomembrane system; membrane. Gene Ontology annotation, molecular function: antiporter activity.